This is a messenger RNA of Mesitornis unicolor (brown roatelo), 2109 nucleotides long. Its product is annotated as protein AHNAK2-like. The annotation marks the transcript as partial. The record is from RefSeq and is a predicted model, not a curated record. Gene Ontology annotation, molecular function: protein binding. The transcript has 6 exons. Gene Ontology annotation, cellular component: cytoplasm; nucleus. NCBI's taxonomy places the organism in Eukaryota, Metazoa, Chordata, Aves, Mesitornithiformes, Mesitornithidae. Gene Ontology annotation, biological process: regulation of RNA splicing.
AUGCCAACAACCCGUGUGCUGCUUUCAGGUUCUGGACGACAGCUGAGACCAGCCGAGCCUCCAGGAGAUGCUGAUGCUGAUGCAGAUGCAGAGGAUGAAGAUUCCGUUAAUGAAGUGGCAGUAGAAGACAUCCGUCCAAGGCCACAGGGAUCCUCUCCAGUUUAUGAAUAUUCUAUAGAAGAAGAAUAUUCAAAGCUUCAAGAAGACAGCAAAAAACAUCCUACAGACAAAUCAAAACAGAGCCAUCCACAGGAGACAAUGGAAGUGACCCUGAAAACAGAAGUGGAAGCUGGUGCUAGUGGUUUUAGUGUGACGGGUGGAGGAAAUGAAGGAAUAUUUAUUAAAAAAGUACUUAAGGAAUCUCCUGCUUCAAAAAUAUUUAGUCUGAGAGAAGGUGAUCAGCUUCUAAGUGCUACAAUAUUUUUUGAUAAUAUCAAAUAUGAAGAUGCACUCAAGAUUCUCCAAUAUUCUGAGCCAUACAGAGUCCAAUUCAGCCUCAAAAGAAAAAUUGCUGGGAAAGAAGAGCUGGAACACAUUCACUCUACAGCCCAGCACAAAAAGGAAAGAAAAUGCCAGGAAAAAGAACUCAGUGAGAGCAUUCCUGAAGAAACACUACAUGUUUCAGGAAAAGCCGUUUCAGAAGAAGACAGGGAAACAUUAAUUGUAAGCCAAAGGGUAGGAAGAAGCAAGAGACCUAAAAAAGACAGACUAUCAUGGCCAAAAUUCCAGUCAAUUAAAAAUAAAAAGAUAUUGGGGCACAGAAGAUCUCAUAGUACAUCAGAUGCAUAUGAGUCCGCUAUACAGGAUAUUUCCCCUACAAGCACAGACACAGAGUCUCAGUUUCAACAGGAAGUCCAUAUCAAAGAGAAAAAAGGAAGCCAAAAGAAACUGAAGUUCCCUAGCAUUGGAUUCAAAAUGCAUAGAUCCAAACCAGAGCCACAAGACAAGCAAAGAAAAGAAAUUAAAACUACAUUGUUAUCUGAAAGAGAGAAAAUCCAUAAAGAAGAUAUCAGCCUGGAAAAUCCUGAAAUCCUAACUGUUGAGUAUAGCACAUACCCUGCUUAUGAAAUUAAAACAGGGGAGGAACAUGAAACUUUAACAAAAGACUUAAAAGACAUGAAAAACGGCAUUCCAUCUCAUGCAAAAAAAUGCCCUGAAGUUGAAAUAAGCAUUAAAAAAGAAAAAGACAUGGAAUCAACAUCAACGUUUACUGUACCUGUAGUACCAGCCAUAACAACAGAGAUAGCAAAGCCCAGUUUGGAAACAACUGAUUUGAAAGAAAGCCCAACGAAACAAACACCACAAACCUCAUCAAAAUCCCGAAAAAAGAAACAGAAAGGAACAGCAGGUAAAACAGAAGGAGAAAGUGGCAUUAACGUAGACACGACAGGUCACACAGCACAAGGAACCAUACAAGUAAAAGGUUUAGAAAUAGGCACUGCUAAAGCAGAAUUACACACAAUAUCGGACCCACUGGAAACUGGAGAAAAACAGGCAGAACACAAACAAAUGCUAACAAGCCAGAAAACAAAAUUUGGGGUUUCAAUGCCCAAAACGAAAGAACCAGAGACUGAAAAGAGCAAACCGGAAAGAGAUGUUCCACAUUCAGUAGCAGAAAAAACAACUGAUAUAAGUUCAAAAGAUGGCAAAAAUUUGGAUGUGGAACCUCACAUGCCUGAUGAAGAAACAGAAGUAUCUACUCGGAAAAUACAGACACCAUCAUUCAAAAUGGCCAAAACACCUAAAGCUGAUACAAAAAUACCAACAGAAGAAAGCACAGUCAUAUCAGUGGAUAUGAUAAAAAAGGCAGAGACAGAAGAAGACGCCAUGCCCACAAACGACAUAAUGUGGAAGACGGACAUUGCUAUAAAGACAGAAGAAAAGGAUACAGAGGGAAAAGAAAGCAAAUUCAAACUGCCGAAGUUUAAAUUACCUACAUUCACUUGGAACACUGCAAAAUCUGAAACAGGGCAAAUUGAAUGUCAGAUAAAUGAAAAAGAAGGAAAAGUGCCAUUAUUAGAAGCAGGUGAAAAAACAGAGAUGAGUGUAAAAACAGAAGAAAUAAAAGAUCAAAAAGAUGAUAUCAAUAUUGGGAUCUCGAAAGAAAAA